Molecule: messenger RNA, 1563 nt
Organism: Verticillium alfalfae VaMs.102
Lineage: Eukaryota; Fungi; Ascomycota; Sordariomycetes; Glomerellales; Plectosphaerellaceae
Product: vacuolar amino acid transporter 2
Exons: 4
Coding region: 1-1563 (520 amino acids)
Biological process (GO): amino acid transmembrane transport
Cellular component (GO): endoplasmic reticulum
Molecular function (GO): amino acid transmembrane transporter activity
Source: RefSeq, a predicted model, not a curated record
AUGCCUCAGGCUCGAACCUAUGGAGCUCCCACUGGCGAGGACCAUGCCUCUUCCGAAGAAGAUCUCGGCCUCCUCGCCGACGAUCCCCUUGCCGAUACCAACGCCAAGUCUCCGCGCACGCCAAACCGCGUCCGCUUCAACCUGACACCCUCCAUACGCGAAGCGCCCGCCCCAAGCUCGAGCAAUGGCGCAAGCAGUUUCGAUGUGGAGGAACCCCGUGGCUACUUCGACCAACACGAUGACGGCGACGACGACGACCGCCACGGCGACCACCAGCAUCACCCCCUCCUGACCGACAUCGAGGCGCCCUCUGUCGCCCUCGCCAACAGUCCCUGGGCCGAAGACGAAGAUGUCCACGACUGGGCCGAGCAGCAGCGCCAGCGGCCCAAAUCCGGGCUGCGCAUGGCCUUUAUGAACAUGGCAAACUCCAUCAUCGGCGCCGGCAUCAUCGGCCAGCCCUACGCCUUCAAACAGGCCGGCCUGCUGGCGGGCGUCGUGCUGCUCGUCGGCCUGACCUUUGUCGUCGACUGGACCAUCUGCCUCAUCGUCAUCAACAGCAAGCUCAGUGGCAGCGACAGCUUCCAGGGCACGGUUCAGCACUGCUUUGGCAGGCCGGGCCUCAUCGCCAUCUCCGUGGCACAGUGGGCAUUUGCCUUUGGCGGCAUGGUGGCUUUUGGUGUCAUUGUCGGCGACUCUAUACCUCAUGUCUUCUUGGCCAUCUGGCCCGAUCUGCGGGACAUGCCGGUCCUAUGGCUUUUGGCGAACCGUCAAUUCGUCAUUGCCGUCUUCGUCAUGGGCCUGGCCAAGGCGAGCACGUUGGCCCUCAUCAGUAUGGGCGUCAUUGUGGUGACGGUCGUCGUCCAGGGCCUGCUGACCCCCAGAUCUGAGCGGGGCUCCUUCACGCCAGCACUCCUGACCAUCAACGGUGGCAUUUUCGAGGCCAUUGGCGUCAUCUCUUUUGCCUUUGUGUGCCACCACAACUCGCUCCUCAUCUACGGCUCCCUUAAGACGCCCACCAUUGACCGCUUCUCCCGCGUCACCCACUACUCGACCGGCAUCUCCAUGGUCUUCUGUCUCCUCAUGGCGCUCGCCGGCUUCCUGACGUUUGGCGACAAGACGCUGGGUAACGUUCUCAAUAAUUUCCCCGCCGAUAACGUCAUGGUGACGAUUGCUCGUCUCUGUUUCGGCCUCAACAUGCUUACGACGCUGCCCCUCGAGGCGUUUGUCUGCCGCGAGGUCAUGUUCAACUACUUUUAUCCCGGCGAGCCCUUCAAUCUGAAGCUGCACCUCAUCUUCAGCACGGCGCUCGUGGGAUCGGCUACUGUCAUCAGCCUCAUGACGUGUGAUGUUGGCGUUGUCUUCGAGCUCGUCGGCGCCACCAGCGCGUGCGCCAUGGCAUAUAUCCUGCCGCCGUUGUGCUACAUCAAGCUGACGACGCGCUCCUGGCGCACGUACAUGGCCAUGGCCAUUGUUGUUUUUGGCACCAUUGUCAUGUGUAUUAGUCUGGUACAGGCCGUCGCCAAGAUGGUUAGCAACGAGAGCGGCACGGCGCAGUGCAUGUGA